Molecule: messenger RNA, 4459 nt
Organism: Hippocampus zosterae (dwarf seahorse)
Lineage: Eukaryota; Metazoa; Chordata; Actinopteri; Syngnathiformes; Syngnathidae
Exons: 23
Coding region: 492-4151 (1219 amino acids)
Biological process (GO): neuroblast delamination; neuroblast division in subventricular zone; epithelial to mesenchymal transition
Cellular component (GO): centrosome
Source: RefSeq, a predicted model, not a curated record
UGUAAGACGUAAAGAAUCCAUCUCGUGACUCCGUUGUCUGUACCCGUGUAGAAAUGAUACUUUGCACUAAAGUCAAUCUGCUUACUUUCUAGUUUGACGUAUCGGUUUGACUUGCAAGGUUUGUUGUGCCGAAUGCGUGUCAUGGUGACAUAGGGGCGGGUCUUUGCUUUCAGUUUAGUGGUGUUCAUGGCAACGGACCCCGUUGAAUUCUGGCCAUCCUGCCCGCGAACCUUUUCAUAUUCAGGUACGAUGCUCGGUUGGUCUCUCAGAUCAGCCAGCAGCGGCCAGGCGGCUCGGUGUUUCUCGACAAUUGUUGUUGAGCAAGUCUUUCUGGACUCAGCCGACUCGGAUUGAAGCGCUAAAUUGAGCUGCAUUCAAAGACUUCCCCCGGGACCACUUGACUUCAACCAGCUCACGGAUGGGACCGCAGGAGCAAGCCUGCAACAUUUCCUCACCACAGCGUUGAGUCACCCAAAAAAAGUGGCAAGUGAAUGGAGUCGGGCAAGAACACCAAAACGGGCGUUCUCUCAUGGACUCCCGCUCCCAAGUGCGUCUCACCCGCCACUUCUGAAACGUCGGAAGAUGCGUGGGAUGAGGAGGAAGAACAAGAUGACGACUUUUACGCUCAGAUGGAGGAGAAUGGCAUCAUUGGGUUGACACUGGUGGAUGACCCGCGCGAUGCAGAAUGUAACGGAACCUCAUCUCGUGGACCCGCCACCCCGGAAGGUCUCGCUAUCUGCGUGGUACCGGAUAUGCCACCUGAUGAGCUCUGCUCCACCCUCGAUGAACAUCUUGAAGAUGUACUGUCACCCUUCUGUGAUGACGUUUGCGUCUUAAAAGAACGAGGACAUCAUCAGGCCAAGGCAAACGAGAGGGAGACACCAAAAGGGCGGAAGACGGAGCAGCGCUUCUCCGAGCGGGACUCGCAAUUUGACACGGCUCAGGGGGAGAGAGAUGGAACAGAAGGUGAGUGGACUUUGCGAAACGGACCCGUCAACAAUAGCAAAGAGUCAGAAAGGAGCAGUGAGCGCCAAUUUUGUGAGUCUCCAUCCUUGAUAGUGGAAGCCAAUGGAGAUUGCAAACCUCGGUGUCCAACACAGCGGGCUUCUUCUCGUCCAACGCUUCCCAUGUUCUCUCACCUGUGCCGUUUUACUUUGGAGGAAAUGGCCGCUGCUCCAGGGAUCGCGAGUGAAACCGUUCCAGACAUGUGCUUUACGGACUUUCCAGACACUCACAGCCUCAUGAGCUGCGUGUCCAGCCUUCACCACCAAGAAAGCUCUGAAGAAGAAGAAGACCAAGAAGAUGCUCUCUCUGCUCAACCACAGAGCAGUGAGAAUUCACAGACUGGUCUUAAAAAACCCGCCCCCUCACCGGGGCCACGGUCGCAGCCCCGUCAUGACGCGGCACUUCCACGGACCAGUUCUCACGACAAACCAAAGGAAGAUUGCCAUCACGCUCUCAGAAGAGCGGACGAAUGCAGAAAAGCCUACCCAAAUCACGGGGUUCCAGAUUUGUCCAAAGUAAAGCCGAGAGUGUCUUUCCCGAAAGGGGAUUACAAGCCUCCCAAGAGCAGAUGGUCUUCCAAGAAUCCUCCCAAGUCCCUGACGCCGGAGGCCCCCGUUGUCUUUAAAUCUCCCGCUGACAUUGUUAAAGAAGUUCUGUUGAACACGACCGACGGACCUCAGCCGCCAUUAGACUUGAACAAAAGAGCAUCCGCCGGCACUGUGCCUCAGGAGUUCCUGUCCCAGCAGAAGGCCGGUAUCCUGCUGGAUCAGCUCCAGGAGGACCAUGGCAGACUGCUGACCAAGUACGCUGAAGCGGCCAACACAAUCGAUCGCCUGCGGCUGGAAGCCAAGGUGAACCUGUACUCUGAGCAGCAAAUGCCCGCUCACGCCGUGCCAUCGGGACAACACGCCGAGCCUUCAAAGUUCAUGCGGCUGGACUUUCCUCAAGCUCAGAAAGCGCAGCCCGGCGCCGUUUCUCCUCCGCCGAGUGGACCCAGCACGCACAUCAGAGCUUCCUCCAGCCUAUUUUUAUCUUCCUCCAUUUCAAAGAGUUUGGAGUCGCCAGGCAAUCGCAGGGUGGCAAAUGCGCUCUUCGCACAGGCCGACAAGUUCCUCCAGCAGCUCCAACAUUUUGAGGAAUUUCUGAAGAGCAAAAUGCCUUUCCAAAUGGUGAAGGGACUUGCACAACUUUAUCAAGGACUGGACUCUUUGGAAAAGGGCUACCUGGCAGCCAGGAAAGAACACAAAGUCCAACAGCAGCAAGGGGCAGAGCACAGCCACUUUGACCCCAAUCGCGAGCUGGAGGAGUUCAUUUACCAAUGUGGGCGGCAUAUGGACGAGCUGAAAGAGAGGGUGGAUCGCAAUUCCCGCGCUGCUGAUUCGGCUCGUUCUCUUUCACCUGAAGCCCCAAAAUCCCCUGCGUGUGACGAUUCUCACGUUGAGAGUCAACAUACACCUUUGUCGCUUGAUUCAGUCGAGCUUCCCAACAAGGAAGUUGGGCCGGGCAACGUGAAUUCUUCCCACUUCAAGAAAAGAUGCGAUGAACAAGCCACAGACGUCGAUCAGAGUGCAACCGCGCGUCUCACGCCAACUCCUGCGAGCAGCAGGAGGAGGAAGGAGGUUCGGAAGUCCUACAGCAGCAGUCAGUGCAGUCUGGCAGAAAUCAGCGCGUCAGAGAAGAGAAGCGCCAAUCUGCAAACCGGAAUGAGGAGAGUGCUUUCUCAGGACGGGGGCAUUUCUCCAGGAACCGACAGCGGCUUUGUUGGUUCUGAGUGCAGUCAUCAGAUUUGGGCUGCAACUCACGACCCUUGCCAGCAGAGAGCCUCAAAGCGUGUUUCAGGGCCUGCAGAAGUCAGCUCAGUCAAGCCUCAGACCAUCCGAACCUCCACACCAUCUCGGGACUCCUCGCAAUCGCACAGGCGCACGUCACGCGAACCCAAUGAAUAUUUCCAACAGGCGAUGAGGGGAUCCUGUCCGGGGGAGCGCACGCAAAGGCAGCGGGUCCAUCAUCAGACGGACUCAAUCAGGACCGACAGUGAAAUAACCCAUCCUGUGUCUGACGACAUACAAAGUGAUCAGUAUGAAGAAACCCUCCUCCCCUGUUCCUCCCCAAGCUCCUCCUGCUCCACUGUCCGUCAUCACCAUAGCGACUCUCUGAAAACGCUGAGGUCCAGUGAGAGGGUGACUUGCAAUGAGUCCAGCCUGGCUUCGCAGUCCUUCAAGUCCAACGCGCCAGCACGCAUAGGGGAGAGUCCCACCUCGAAGCCCCUUUCUGGAACUAAUUCCACUCCAGGGAACAGUACGCAACACAGAACCUCACAUGCCCUCAGGUGUCGAGACCACUCGAGCGAUGUCAGUAGAAGCAGCAGGAAGAAAUGGUCCAUCGAUGGCAAUGAGGUGGAGAAGGUGACGAGACGCACAGCCAGAAAAAGAUUGACCCACAAACAACAAACACGACGUGACACAACAACUGCGACAGAGGACGAAAAUGCUGCUCAGCGACUUCUGGUGUCAAGAUCCACCCAAACAUCUAUUGCAGCAACUGACAUCCAACUUUCAUACGCAAGUGACCAAGUCCAGCACAUAAAGCGGGAUAAUGCCGAGCGCGCAGACGACAACGAUGGCCGGACAAGCGGAGUGCUUCCUUGUUCUCAGUGUUUGUCACAUCACAAAGUGUCUCCUGAAACAGGUGGCCACCGAGAGCCCGCCCAGUUCUGUUCCUGUCAUUGUCAUCGCUGUCACCAUUGUAGACAUUCUGAAACCAAGACAGCCAAUGAGCAAGACUGUUGCAGAGACUCAAACACCUCCAAGAUCUCCAGCUGCACAACAUCGGAGUCUCCCAACAAAGCGGCACCACCUGCCGUCUGCCCGUCAUUGUGUCCUACACCGUUACUCCUGUAUCUCCAACCUCAACCCGUCCACGUGUGCACCAACAACACGGGCUCUCCCUCAAAGGUGGACAGUAGCAAAGAAGAGGAGAGGUUGCGCCCCUCGCCGUGCGUUGUUCCGGAACGCUCUGUGGAUGACGCCCUCCUUGCUGCGCAGAAGAUAAAAGACGUGUCAAAACGCAUGGUGCGUUCACUGACAGCAGGCAUGCGCUCGCUGGAGCGACUCUCCAAGUCCCGCUCCAAUUCCAACUCGGACUGACUAGUUCCCAGAGCACGCCUGGUGCAGGCGCAGUGACUUCUCACAAAACGUUUUACACGAUAUAGCAGCAGUAUAAAGGUUAAACAAUUUGUGAAAUACGGAUUGUUGUGUGAUCAAUAUUGUACAGUGAGGUUAUUUAGCAAAGUUGUGUAAAUGAAGAUGACGCCCAUAAGUUUACGUUGGCCAGAAAACUAAAGUACCAUCCAAGUAUGAAUACCCUUUACUUUUACACGAGCUAUUCUUGUAUUCUAUCUGUCUACGAGUACUCUCUGUUAAAUUAUAAAUUAAAACAAUAUGUUUUAACACUU